Messenger RNA from Haemonchus placei, 324 nucleotides. NCBI's taxonomy places the organism in Eukaryota, Metazoa, Nematoda, Chromadorea, Rhabditida, Trichostrongylidae. The record is from the annotation of a GenBank genome assembly.
AUGUCACUAAGAGCGGUGUUGGUGAUAUUAGUGGUGGCCGUUGUUAUGGUAUUAUGUCAUGCAUUACCGAUUGACGAUACUGGGGCUGAUUACGGUAAUCUGGAAAACUUUUUCUAUCUACCGAGGCUUCGUCGCGACCAGCUGGCUUUCUCUGGGCAAAACGCCUACCUCCGUCAACUGUUACAAAACCUCAAACCGAAGUUCAGGAGGAGUGUGUGACCUCUGGUCCCGUCUAUCAUCGCCAACGGUCUCUCACUUCGUGAUCUCUCUCCCGCUCUCGUCGACGUCACGUCGAUGAUAUUCCGUGCGCCUGUUGUGUACUAA